Danio rerio (zebrafish) is the source of this 5063-nucleotide messenger RNA. The record is from RefSeq and is a predicted model, not a curated record. NCBI's taxonomy places the organism in Eukaryota, Metazoa, Chordata, Actinopteri, Cypriniformes, Danionidae.
UUUGUGUGCUGUUGAUUUAUCCAAAAAAAAAGACACAAACACGUAGCCUAUAGACCAUAUCACUGCUGUCAUGUCAUUGGCCCAUGAACAUCUCCUGAAUCAGGCAAUUCAAUGUCAAAACAGCUAUCAUAAUUUUAUUUAUCAAUAUGUGUCUCUUUUUUGAUUCUGGGAAGCUAUAGAGAUUUUAAAUGUAAAACAGGAAAUACGUUGGGACCAUUGUUUUUGUUUGGGUCCCUCAAAAUGGUGUAGGUUUUAAAAACCGCUAGUUUAAUGUAAAGGAUAAAACUUGAAUCCUUUUUAUGUUCUAUAGCUCAAUAACCCAAGUCUUUCUGUUGUGCUGAAAAAGAAAACAAGUCGGCUACUUUUAGAUAUAGGCUACCGUAAAUUUAACCAUAAUCCACAUAGCGUCCAGAAAUUAUGCGUAUACAUAAACAUUCUAAGAAAACCAUCUUCGUGCAUGCAACCCUAAUGUUAUGCAACAGCGAUGACCAGCACAUGUGUGUAGUCUAAUAUGUCUAAGUUUGGUCAAUAAUUAAUUUGUUAGUGUAGAGUUGCAAGCGCACAGUUGCCAUGGCCGCGUUUCAAACCUACAAUGACUGCUUCCAUACGGAUAAGAAACAGGCAUCCGACUGUCUGUGAAAUGUAAAAUAGCGAGUUUGAGUUCAGCACCAUGGACAAGAAUUCUGUUUCCUAAAGAAGAUAUGAAGUAAGUUUUUCACGGGGAGGAGAGUGAAGAGGGACAUGGAAAAAAGAAAACAAUCUGAUCGUCUUAUAAGAACAAGGUAUUUAUAUAGGCUAGAUUUAUUAUAAAACAAGCUGGCAAGUCACAAUUUGAUGAGCACGAUGCUAGCACCCUCUUGGGCUUUGAACCAACAUCCCUUCGGUUUUCAUCCCAGCUAUUUAACAACUAAAUUGCGCCAACCAGGCACCCAGCGUGAUGUUUAAGAAAAUCAACGCCGUUUUUCGGCCGAACCAUCCUGCGCCUCGCUCUCGGGACAGGUUCAGGUCCACUGAGGACUAUCACAGCGCGUGCACCGUGAAGUUGGUCCGGAGCACGUCGAUGCUCGUGGUCGGGGAGAGCAGUCGCGCGCUGCGGGACUCGACGCUGAAGCGGAGCGUGAGCGCCGUGAGUGUGGAGUCCAGCACCGCCCUCUACUAUUACCAGAGCCGAGAGGACCGAGUGUGGCUCUACUCCCAGAACCAGGACUGUCUAGAAUACUUACAGGAGCUGGUGGCGCUCAGGCGUCAGUACACCAAGAGCAUUAAUGACCUCAAGGACGGGGAGCGUAAAGAAACCGCGUCCCGCAAGAAGAAUGCAGCGCCGCGGCCACCGCAGAGCAGCGCACCACAGACUUCACGGCCUGUACCUUCUGCUCCACCAAUGCCAAAUGAAGAAGACACGCUCCAGUUCUUUGAUGAAGUGAUCGCAAGCUGUGACCCGGAGCCCAGCAGAAAACCACAUGUGGACAACGGCCAUGCAGACGUCGACUUUAUAGUGGCAACCAGUACCAGUGAGCAUGAUCUUCACUCCAACUGGGUGCUUCGGGACCCUCGUCGAAUCUCCAUGUUGGAGUCGCAGCCCAAGAAAAUAAAUAUCAGUCAUGGGAAGGCAGCCCAGCGGAAAGGGGACAUGGGAAGCACAGGCAGCAGGAGAUGCCUGCAACGAAACCCUAUCCACCUGCCCAAAGUGGUGGAAAGUGCCUUUCAGACGCUACGCUUUAAACCCAAGCUCAAGAAGAAAGACUAGCUGCUCAGAGAAACACUGUUUGUGCCUAGAGGACAUAAACAAUCACAGUGUGAUCAAGGAGACAGAGUUGCUAGUAGUAUUGAGGAAUAGCCUGAAUGAAUCCCUGGUGGAUAUGAGCUCUGUGAAUACUGUCAGCGCUUACUCACGGCUUCAUAAAUUAUCCACAGCAGAUCACAAUCUCUCUUUCAGUAGCUCUCAAUAGCAAAUGCUUAAAGCCAUUACCAGAGCAUAACCACUCUGCUGGAUGUGGAGCGAUCAUCCUGCGCACUGAUUCCACACAAACGUUUAUAUUUUUAUCUCGUUUGCAGAUAGGACAGAUAUUUGACAGGAAAGCUGGGGUAGAGAGUGGGAAGUAGGAUCAGUGUGAGGCAGGAAUUGAACUCAGGUCAUCAUAAGCACAAUUAAAGGCCUAUUUAAAUAAUCAGACAGAUGAACAGAGUUCCCGCUUUAAGCCAAAUAUCAAAUUCCCUGACUUCACUGACUAAAAAGCUUAAUUUACAUUACAUUCAUUGAACGUAUAAGAGGCUGCUGUUGUGCUUGUAUACUAAUAUUCAGGGCUUGACAUUAAUACCCGUCAAAUGCAGGUAGAUUUCAGCUGUGGUGGGUUAGAUAGACACCCCCACUAGCCACUUUGACUGGUUGAAAAUAAUUUUUAAGUAGACAGAACUGCCUCCAGAUUUUAUGUAAGCCGCAGCUGUUGCCGCUUUUGCUUUUACCUUUCUUUGAACAGAUUAUAACUGGGCCUAACGGUAACUGUGUGCACAUGAUUAGUCAUCCUUUCAUUAUCAAACACAGAAUGGUUUUCACCUGCUUUCUUCUGCUUAGUUUUAUUUGUAUUUAUGGUUUGAAUAUCAUCCUUUACAAUAACAUUGCUUUAAUAGGAGAUUAACUCUCCGUUUAUCUAUAGUUACCUGAUGAUAUAUGACCUUUAGCCUGGACAAACUACUGUGUUAGUUUUAGAUAAAUGACAAUCAUUUUUUUAAAUGUCAAUUAUUGUUUUUUUUUGUUUUUUUUUAUAAAAUUUUUGUUGGAUAAAAAGUGUAUGCAUCUAUAUUUAGCUUGUUUUGGAACAUUAUUAAAAAUCUGUUGCAAGAAAAUAAUUUGUUUAGAGUCCUAAAAAGUCAUGUGAAAAAAAAAAAAGUUAAAUUAACGACGAGGCAUGUUGACAUAACAGGAAUUUGUCAUUUUUAGCAUGCCAAAGUCAAAUUGAUGCAAUAAAAUAUAUUUUCCCGACAACAAAAUUGUGGCUAGUGUAAAAGGCAAGUGACUAGUAAUGUUGGAAAACUACAAGCCACAGUGGCUGGUGAUCAGAAAAGUUAAUGUCAAGCCCUGCUAAUAACAUAAUUGAGCCAGUAAUAUGAGAGCAAUUCAUAUUUUAUCUUUUUUUUUUUACCUAAAACUCUUGAAAUUUCUAUUAUUCUGGCAUGUUUGCUUCGUUUACAGGUACAGUCCUGGUUUAAAGCAAAAAAACAACAACAACAAUCCCUAAUACUCAAUGAUUCCCAAAAAAUUCCCUCUUUUUUAAUGUCUGUAAUUUACCUUUCAAAAUUCUAUGACUCAUGGGAAGUCUGGAUGAAUGAUGCUAAACAUAAGGUAAGAUGUGUUUUGUUGAUUUGUGAUAGGUAAGGGAGACAAAUUCCUGUUUACACCUGGAGUUUUGAUGUUUUUUUUUCACUUCAACAAUUUUUUUGUGUAUUUUUUUUCUGAACGUUUAGAGUAAUAUUGCAAAAUAAGCUUGCACAGUUUACAUUAAAGCAUGAAAGGGGACGACACAUUUGUUUGUGUCGUUAGCUGCAAAACUACAUUAAAAGCUUUGAGUUUGUUGCAGUCAGAAUUGUAAGAGAACAUCAUACUUUAUGCUAUUUUUUGCCUUUCAAAUAGGCAUGCAGCGUUUUCGAAGUUUUCUGCAAUUAGGAAAAGUCAAGGUUUUAAAAUCGGCAACAUUUUCUGUUUUUUUUUUUUUUUUUUAGUUUUUAGGACAACAGUAUCUCCAGCAGAAAAAAAUAUCCAAAAAUGGUAUUUUAAAUUGUAAAGAAAUCUGUGAAAAUCUUUUAGAAAUUUAUGAAGACAGCAGAACUCAAAGGUUAAUUUGAGUUAUUUAGCCUGACAUGUUUACUGUUUAAUAUUUUAAAUGUUUUUAGAGCAGUAAUCACAAUACCAUUAAACUGUGAUAUUUUUAUCCAAGGUUAUCAUACUAUCAGAAUCUUAUACCGACCCAUGCCUACUUUCAAGUAAACAUAUUCAGACUGUUUAAAUCCCAUUAGGCUAGUGCACUUCAAUAUUUCCUGUAUUAUUUAAGGCCCAUAAGCAAAAAGGAGUUUAUUAGCUGUUUGAACAUUCAACCUCAUGAGCGUUUUACUUUGAAAGCAAUCCAUUGAAAUGUUCCAUUGAAAUGUUUAAAAUUGUUCAAAAAUCCAUUGAAAAUUUUCAGCUGCCUCUAGAAGAGUGGGUAAGCUUAAAAUGAUACAGACCACUUUGCUACUGGAUUGACGAAAAUGCCUCUUAAAGGGAUAGUUCACCCAAAAAUGACGAUUACCUUACAUUAACAAACUCAUGUGACUUUUAAACCUUUAUGAGUUUCUUUCUUUUGUUUAACACAAAUAUAUUUGGAAGAAUGCUAGUUUCUGAGACCCAUCAACUUUAACAGUAGGAAAAAAAUUAUUAUGGAAGUAAAUUAGUGUCGACUACCAGCAAUUCUUUAUUUUAUUUUUUUGCAUUCAACAGAAGAAGGAAACUCAAAUAGAUUUAAAAGUCACAUGAAGGAGAGUCAAUGUAAGGUGAUUUUCAUUUUUGGAAUUUUUUUUUUUUUUUAUCCUUUUAACACCAGGUGUAAACAGGGUCUACGAAUUUAGCUUAGAAUUUAGCUAGUAGUUUUGAUUGGUGAGAUGAUUUAAAAUGCAAAACACAACUAUUUCUAUGAUGUACUACAGUAAAACUCUGGGGAUGGGGAUGAAAUAACAGUAUUUCUUUCCAUGACAACCAUCAAACCUAUACUAGUGCCUUAAUUGGUAGGUUUGUGCAACCAUUUUUUAUGACCGUUUAUGAUGAUUGUGAAAAUUUCUGCAACUUUAUCAAUAAUUGUGAAAACUAUUGUUUAAGAGUGAUGCAUUUGUACUUGUGUUUUUAGCAUUAAAAUCUAUAAAGAGGAACUAGGUGCAUGUGUUUCAAUGCAGAGCUAAAAAGGGCUGCUCUCUUCUUCUGAAAAAAAGGAAGCAGGAAUUGGGUAUUCCCCCUUUAGAAUAUAAUUAAAAAGUACAACAACACGAAAACAGGUGCAAUGAGCCUUUAAAACAAAUAAAUAGAUAAUAACUAAAUA